GAGAUUUGUUUAAAUACUACAGUUUAUGUAAAGCUCAAAGCGGAUUUUGAGUAAUUUUGUCCCUACAGGCUGGCCGUAGUGCAUAGUGGCAUGUGGACCGUGCUUCCCGUUGGUGAGAUACCAAAACAGUGGCGUAAAUCAUUUAUUAUCUCGGUUCAAGAGCGGAAAAAAACCUAAAAUCUGAUAGGGGAUAAGCAGCUGCUCCAUCUGCAUUCCUGAAUGGGAUUUCAGAGUGCCAUUCAGCUUGCCGCGAGGACUGCCAGAUGCCGUCUGUGCCAACCCCCUACAUCAAAGUCAUGGUUCUCCACCAAAUCCGCCCCCCUGGGGGGCAGAAACAUCCUGCUGAUGGGCCCGCCUGGAGCAGGGAAGACGACGGUUGGGAAGAUUGUGGCACAUAAACUGGGCCUGCCCGUCGUAGAUGUCGAUGACGAUGUCUUGGAAAGAACGUGGAAGAUGCCAGUUGCAGCCAAGCUGGCGGAGGUGGGCGGAAGGCGUUUCCUGGAGGAGGAAGGCCAAACCUUGUGCAACUUCUCUGCCUCUGGGUGCGUCAUUUCCCUGACCGGCUCAAAUCCCCUUCACGCUGACGCCAUGGAGCACAUGAAGCAGAACGGGCUCGUCGUUUACCUGGACGUGGACAGUAACGACAUCGUAGAGAGACUCGGCAGAAUGAAGGUUAACCGGAUAGUGGGCCAAGAAGAGGGGGUGUCCAUGAGAGACAUUUUGCUCUACAGGAAAAAGUUUUACGAGAAGUGGCUGGACUUGAGGGUGUUUUGUGGAACAGGCGACACGGUGGAGGAAGUAGUAGAGAAGGUGUUGAGGGCUGUGGAGAGGUAUCAGGCUCAUGAUGAGGAGACCUAUGUUUCAACCAGGUGUGGCAGUGCAGAAAUAUCCAGCAGAAACACGUACUUCAGCGAUGUGGUUAUAGAGGGCCUAGCUGCAGAUGGAGGUCUUUAUGUUCCCAAGAAAGGCUUUCCAAAGAUUCCUAAACGGGAAUGGCUCAGACUAAUUUCCAUGUCAUAUCCAGAGAGAGCUACUGUGCUGCUAGAAAAGUGCAUCCACCCACACGAUGUGGCUGCUUUAGACCUCAGGAACAUGGUGUUUAAAGCAUACGGAAACAAUUUUUCCAGUGAGAGAGUUGCACCUGUGAAACACCUUGUCCACAAUCAGUACGUCCAGGAGCUUUUCCAUGGCCCAACCGCCUCAUUCAAAGACCUGGCCUUGCAGCUGAUGCCUCAACUCUUUGCCCAUUGCCUCCAGCCAAUGUGCAACUUCCUCAUCCUGGUCGCCACAUCUGGGGACACAGGCAGCGCCGUCCUCAGCGGCUUCAGCCGACUGAGUGGCACCGACAGACGCAGAACAGGGGUGUUGGUGUUCUUCCCCGAGGAUGGGGUGAGUCAGAUCCAGAAGCUGCAGAUGACAAGUUUUAGGGAAGGGAAUGCCCGAGCAGUUAGCGUCCUGUCAGACUUUGAUUUCUGUCAGAAGAGCAUCAAGAGGAUGUUCGGAGAGACGGGGCUGACCGGACAUCUCGCUGUGGAGUACGGCACCGUCCUCAGCACCGCCAACUCCAUCAACUGGGCCCGGCUAUUACCUCAGGUCGUUUACCAUUCGUCUAGCUAUUUGGAUCUGUGCAGAGAUGGCGUGAUUAAGUUUGGCGAGCCUGUGGAUGUCUGUAUCCCUACCGGGAACUUUGGUAAUGCCAUGUCAGCUUUGUACGCCCAGCAAAUGGGCAUCCCCAUAAGAAAAGUCAUCUGUGCGUCUAACCACAACCGAAUCGUGGCAGACUUCAUCACGACAGGCCAGUAUGAUAUCCAAAGCCGCCCUCUGCUGCUCUCCCACUCCCCUGCGAUAGAUAUCCUGACGUCCUCCAACCUGGAAAGGUUUAUCCACCACGUCUCAGGCAGAAACAGCAGCCUGGUCAAGGACCUGUUCUCACGCUUGGACAUGCAGAAACACUUCCAGCUUCCUGAGCAUCUCCUUGGCAAGAUGCAGCAGCAAGUGCAGGCUGGCUGGUGUUCUGAGGACGAUUGCUUGGCCGCCAUCCAGGAAGUCCACACACAAUCGGGAUACCUCAUGGAUCCGCACACUGCCGUGGCGAAAGUUGUGGCGGAUCGGCUGCAGGAUGACUCAUGCCCCACGGUGCUCUGCUCCACCGCGCACUACGGGAAAUUUGCCCCCGCGGUGUUCAAAGCUCUGCAGAUCCAAAAUGUUCCCCAGGAUCCCAUGGAGCAGCUGAAGGAGUUGGAAGCGGCUGCGUCCGGACCAGAACCACACAGAGAGAUGAUGAAAUGCACGAGGGAGAGAGACAGGAGGGUACACAGAGUUUGUCAGGCGGAUUACGGCGUGCUGGUGGAGGAGGUGGAGAGCAUGAUACAAGACUCAUUCUUGAAAGUCACAUAGAAUAUGAUUUUUCUUCAAGGUUUCCCUUUAAUUUAGCACUAGUUUAAAUCAUAAUUUAUAAAGAGAGUGCUGUGGCUUUGUCGUGUCUUUAAACUAUGUACUACAGUAACAAUUCAAUAAAUUAGAAUGUCUUUGAAAAGACAAUUUAUUUAAUUGAUUAAAAUUAAUCAAAAUCUAGCCAGA
Messenger RNA from Fundulus heteroclitus (mummichog), 2580 nucleotides. RefSeq names its product threonine synthase-like 1. Lineage: Eukaryota; Metazoa; Chordata; Actinopteri; Cyprinodontiformes; Fundulidae. Gene Ontology annotation, molecular function: pyridoxal phosphate binding. The coding region runs from base 220 to 2397 and encodes 725 amino acids. The record is from RefSeq and is a predicted model, not a curated record. Gene Ontology annotation, cellular component: cytoplasm. The transcript has 3 exons. Gene Ontology annotation, biological process: amino acid metabolic process.